Messenger RNA from Blepharisma stoltei, 576 nucleotides. The record is from the annotation of a GenBank genome assembly. Lineage: Eukaryota; Ciliophora; Heterotrichea; Heterotrichida; Blepharismidae.
AUGUCCCUUUGCUCGCUACUUGCGCCAGCUUUCACUUACUCGUUUCCAGAUUCUUCCUCAUAUUACUCCUUUUGCUCUCAAAAUUUAGGAAUCAACCCUCAAGAAAUUGAGUUAUUUGCCUUAGUUCCUAUAAAUGAAGUAUCAAAUCCCACUCAAAUUGCAAUAAAAGUGAAACAAUCAUCAUUUUCUUUAUCAUCACUAGAAGAACUUAUCAGUGAAAGAAAUCAGCUGAAAGUCCAAUUAGAAAAAUCAAGAGAAGCUUUACUAAAUUAUUCAGAAAAAAUUUUAGCACAAGCUGAAAAAGGAAUCCCAUCUGAUGAAAAAUAUAAGAAAAAAAUAGCCAAGCUUUCAGAAGAUAAUAAGAAGCUCAGACAAUUGCUAAAGUAAAUUUUAUGUAGGACUCAAUUGGAAAAUGCGGAAAAUUUAAGAAUUGAGACACAAAAAACUGUUGAAAACUUGAGGCAAGAAUUUGAUAUGCUAGUAAAGGAGCUUAUGGCUGCAAAAGAAGGAAAAACGAAAGCAGAUGAAAAACCGCCAGUAGAAAAGAGAUUUGUUGUUCCUAAGCUGAAGAUAUAA